ACCAACUUAAGAAAAGGGGUUUAGGUGCACCGAAAACCUCUUUCCCUCGGAGCCUCUCGACUCUCGAGUCCCCACUCCUGUCUCCGACGACUACUCCGGCGCCCCUCUCCGCUAUCCGACGAUCUCGAGCGAGCCUCUCUCUCUGACGACCACCGAUUCCACGGCUGCUACCUAUCUUCUCCAAACUGAGGAAAAGCCGACUUUCAGAAAGCAACGAUGGUUGUUAGGAUUAGAUUGUCACGGUUUGGGUGCAAAAACCGGCCAUUCUACAGGGUGAUGGCAGCUGAUAGUAGGUGCCCAAGAGAUGGAAAACACCUUGAAGUGUUGGGUUAUUACAAUCCUUUGCCCGGACAGGAUGGUGGGAAGCGCAUGGGUUUGAACUUUGAUAGAGUCAAAUACUGGUUAUCUGUUGGUGCUCAGCCCUCUGAACCAGUUCAACAAAUUCUUUUCCGGGCAGGGCUUUUGCCGCCACCUCCUAUGCUAGCAAUGUCACGUAAAGGUGGGCCUCGUGAUCCCCGUGUGAUUGAUCCUUUAAGUGGCCGCCCUCUUCCUAGCAGUAAGCCGGAAUAUGAUGCCAAGGAAUCUGAAGUUGAAGAUGAAGCUGCAAGCUCUUGAAAGAUAUCUUUUGUGGUUGAGCAGUACAAUGUAGUGGACAAAAUUUUUUACAACUAGAAGGUUUUUUGGCAUUAAUAUUGCACUGAGAAUGGAUUUUAGUUGUCUAGGAGUGUGUGCGCAUGUGGGAGAGAGAGAGAGAGAGAGCGGUGGCAGUUGAGGCAUGGUCACGUUUUCACGGUGGCUCUAGGGAUGGUGUAAGAAGCGUUUCAAUGUGAAGGUGGCGGGUCUGUCAUGGUGGUCAUCUUUUCGGGUGGCAGCGAGGAGUAUUUGACAGAUCAGGAACAGAGUAGCCUUUGAGGAUGUAAUCUCCAGUUUAGACCAUUAUUACUGCAAACUUUUAAAUAAUGUUGGGCAGCCAACUAUUUUGGUUGCUACUAUCAAGAAUCAACUUUCAAAUGAA
Molecule: messenger RNA, 1015 nt
Organism: Nymphaea colorata (pocket water lily)
Lineage: Eukaryota; Viridiplantae; Streptophyta; Magnoliopsida; Nymphaeales; Nymphaeaceae
Product: 30S ribosomal protein S16-2, chloroplastic/mitochondrial-like
Exons: 4
Coding region: 217-615 (132 amino acids)
Biological process (GO): mitochondrial translation
Cellular component (GO): small ribosomal subunit; ribosome
Molecular function (GO): structural constituent of ribosome
Source: RefSeq, a predicted model, not a curated record